Molecule: messenger RNA, 1953 nt
Organism: Diabrotica balteata
Lineage: Eukaryota; Metazoa; Arthropoda; Insecta; Coleoptera; Chrysomelidae
Source: the annotation of a GenBank genome assembly
AUUUGAAUUGACUAGUUACCAAGUUAUCGAGAUUUAACGAUGAUGUGUAUAUUUAAGUGUAUAUUUUUAUUUUUUUUACUGUGCUCAAUAGGAGUUCAUGGAGACAAUUGUACAGAAAAUUCGAAUUGUACAGAAACUCAGAUUUGCGUCAAUGGUAUUUGUCAAUGUGAUAUUUUAUCCUAUAAAAAAGAUGAUAAGUGCUUACAAUAUGCAACUGAAUAUAAUGGAUACUGUCAAGAAGAUGAACAAUGCAAGGAGUGGUUAGGAUCCAAUGCACAUUGUUCCAAUAAUAUUGUCUGUACUUGCAAACCAGACCAUAGAUGGUAUCAAGGAAAAUGUGAAAAAUACGUUGGUAAAGAUGAAUCAUGUGAUUCAUCCUCUGUCUGUUUUGAUGGAAUGGAUCCUUUGGCGUUAACGUGCGACAAUAAAAAAUGUGUCUGCAGUGAUACUUAUUAUGACAGAGGAUUUGACUGUAGGAUAAAAUCAGCAGAAAACAAAGCAUGCGCAAUAAACAGAGACUGCGAUCCCACUAAAGUACUUGGAUUAAUUUGUCACCUGGGUAAAUGCACGAAAUCAAACGAAUUAGAAGUUGAGACAAAUCUGUUGACAGAAGAAGAAGAAAGUUACGACGAUUUUGUAACUCUCGAACAAUUAUUGGUCCAGAACAAUUAUAAUAGAACUGGUGAAUGUGAAAAGGAUUUAGAUUGUACUCAUAUGGCAAAUUCUAUAUGUGAUGGUACAACAAAAAAGUGUCGUUGCAAAAAUGGGAAUUAUUUUAUUUUUGAAGGCAACUGUUUACCAGGAUUCAGCGCUUGUGAUACUCAGAAGGAUAUCUGUGCAAAUGAUCACAAAAAUAGCUACUGCUUCGGGACUAAAAGUUUAACUAAAUCCCAAGGCGUUUGUAUAUGUAUGCCAGGUUAUUUCUUUUAUAAAAACCAGUGUGUUCCUGAACUUGGCGUAAAGGAUCCGGAUUUAAAAACGGACGCUGACUGUAAAAUACGACCAGGAAAACUAGUCGAUGGUGCCUGUUAUUGCAAAGACUAUUGGUUUGGAGAUAGAAGCAACAGAAAUUGUAUUAAAACAACACUGCAACAAACCUAUAGUUGUUUGACGAAUGAUUGGUGUAAUGCAAUGGGUCCGUACUCGUACUGCAACUCUAGUAAUUUGUGCCAAUGUAGUGAUCCCAAAGAUUUUGACGAAGAGAACUUUUACUGUAAAGCCCCAUAUUCUGAAGUUGAGUGUUUGAGAGAUUAUGAUUGCGCUGUUAAUCAAAGAUGCGUGGACAACCACUGUACCUGUCUGGAGCAUUUUACGACCAAAGAAGGAAAAUGCUCUCCCGCUCUUGGAGGAUUAUGUGACUCAUUCAACAACUGCUUCGAAGAUGUUAUGGAGUGCAUGGAAGGUGUUUGUGAUUGUAUUUCGGAUUAUGUAGGAUACGGGAAUACGUGUCUUAAAAUUGCCAAAAAUUGGGGAGACAAUUGUACCGUUACAGCUCAGUGCAGAGAGUUUAAGUUCGCAGAAUGUUCAUCGGAAAGUAAGAAGUGCGCGUGUAAGAAAAAGUACGUGCUCAAAUCGGAUGACAAAUGCUGGGAGGAGAAAAAUCAUGGUGAUCCCUGCAUGACGAGCGAUCAAUGUACAGUGGUACUAGACGAUUCUUAUCAAUGUAGGAAUAACAAAUGUCUUUUCCCAAUCGGACAAGAUGUGGACAGUGGAUCUUCAGUUAUCACUUUCUCCAUCUUUUUGUCCUUCUUAUGUGUAGUAUCAAGUUUAUAUCUCACAGCAACUAUAGCUUAAAAAAAUUGAAUACAUUUCGGACACUACAGGUAAUUUGAAUAACUUGUCUUGUACAUUUUUCCACGAUUUUAUGUUUUUAUAUGUUUAUAUUUUUUACCUUUGUACAAAUUGUUCAAAUACUUUUGUGGAGUGAUAAAUAAAGUUAUAGGAUGAACAAGU